Macadamia integrifolia is the source of this 4370-nucleotide messenger RNA. Its product is annotated as cellulose synthase-like protein D3. Gene Ontology annotation, cellular component: trans-Golgi network; plasma membrane. The record is from RefSeq and is a predicted model, not a curated record. The coding region runs from base 556 to 3996 and encodes 1146 amino acids. The transcript has 4 exons. Gene Ontology annotation, biological process: cellulose biosynthetic process; plant-type primary cell wall biogenesis. Gene Ontology annotation, molecular function: cellulose synthase (UDP-forming) activity; mannan synthase activity. Lineage: Eukaryota; Viridiplantae; Streptophyta; Magnoliopsida; Proteales; Proteaceae.
CUCGUCACACCCCACCAUUUGUGAGAGAAAAUAUGAACAGAGAAAAAAAAAAAAAGGGUAGAGAGGCGGAAAUCUCUCCUUUCUAGUCUCUUUCCACCUCUCUCCUUCAAGGCCUCAACUUGUCUGAAAAAUCUCUGCAACUAUAGUCGGAAAAUACUGAAAUUUGAAGGUUGAAGCUUUGAGAUCGAUCGAGAAGAAGGAAGGUUAGGGUUUGUCAAGAGCCGAAGACUUCUGGAGCGGCUUUAAUUUGAAGCUUUCUGGAGUGGUUUUAGUCUUUUAGCUCAUAAACAUUUCCAUUAGUAGAAGACAAAGUCGCAUUUGGAGUUGAUAAAAUAAUAGGUCUUGAGAGUGGUUAAGAUUGGAGCUUUGGAGAAGUCUUUGGCCCUUGAUCUUCCGUCAUGGAACCUUCUGACGUUUGGUGUGCAUCUCGUUCAAGUUGAAGAUUUCAGAGCGCCAAAAACUUUUUUUUUUUUAUUAUUAUUUUUUUAAUUUUCUUUAAAGCUUUGAAGGUCGGAAGAGAUUUGGUAUUGCAAGAGGAUCUGGUAGGAUUUCGGUAUGGCGUCCAAAAAGUUCCAGCCUAGCCGGUCGAGUCUAUCUGAUACUUCUGAACCACAGCAGGGGAGGCCGCCUCCUCUUCCAGCGCAUGUGACUUUUGCUCGGAGGACUUCGUCGGGUCGCUAUGUUAGCUACUCGAGGGAGUCGAAUGACCUUGAUAGUGAAGUUGGUAGUACUGAUCAAUACAUGAACUACACGGUGCACAUACCACCAACUCCUGAUAAUCAGCCCAUGGAUCCAUCCAUCUCACAGAAGGUUGAAGAGCAGUAUGUGUCAAGUUCUCUUUUCACUGGUGGGUUCAACAGUGUCACUCGAGCUCAUCUCAUGGAUAAGGUGAUUGAAUCUGAAGCAAACCAUCCCCAGAUGGCUGGUGCCAAAGGAUCAUCGUGUGCUGUACCUGGGUGUGAUGGAAAAGUCAUGAGUGAUGAGCGAGGACAAGACAUCCUUCCCUGUGAAUGUGAUUUUAAGAUCUGCAGGGAUUGCUAUAUAGAUGCUGUAAAGAUGGGUGGUGCAGUAUGCCCUGGGUGCAAGGACCCAUAUAAGUCUACAGAUUUAGAUGAAUUAGCUGCUGAUAAUGGCCAGCCGCUAUCAUUGCCACCACCGGCAGGGAUGUCCAAGAUGGAAAGGAGGUUGUCUUUGAUGAAAUCAACCAAGUCGAUGUUAAUGAGGAGCGAGACUCGGGACUUUGAUCAUAACCGUUGGCUGUUUGAAACCAAGGGGACAUAUGGGUACGGGAAUGCUAUAUGGCCUCAGGAGGGAAAUUUUUCGGAUGACAAGGAUGAUGGGGCUCGUGAGCAUGCAGAACUGAUGAGUAAACCUUGGAAGCCACUUACGCGCAAACUGAAGAUCCCUGCCGCGGUUAUUAGCCCGUAUAGGCUUCUAAUUGCUGCUCGAUUGAUUGCACUUGUUCUGUUUCUGUGGUGGAGGGUUGUAUACAUAAAUGUGGAUGCAGUCUGGCUAUGGGGUAUGUCUGUGGUAUGCGAGAUCUGGUUUGCCUUUUCUUGGCUACUUGAUCAGCUGCCAAAGCUCAAUCCUGUUAACCGUUCCACAGAUCUUGCUGUGCUGAAAGAGAAAUUUGAAACACCUGGCCCCCACAAUCCGACUGGAAAAUCUGAUCUCCCAGGCAUAGAUGUCUUUGUCUCUACUGCAGAUCCUGAGAAGGAGCCACCUUUAGUCACUGCAAACACCAUCCUCUCAAUUCUUGCAGCUGACUACCCUGUUGAAAAGCUUUCUUGCUAUGUUUCUGAUGAUGGUGGUGCUCUUCUUACCUUUGAGGCCAUGGCCGAAGCAGCAAGUUUUGCCAAUGUGUGGGUUCCAUUCUGCCGGAAACAUGACAUUGAACCCAGGAACCCAGAGUCUUACUUUAAUCUGAAGAGAGAUCCUUAUAAGAACAAGGUGCGCACUGAUUUUGUCAAGGACCGCAGAAGAGUGAAACGUGAGUAUGAUGAGUUCAAGGUCCGGAUUAAUGGCCUUCCUGAUUCUAUCCGGCGCCGUUCUGAUGCCUAUCAUGCUCGGGAGGAGAUCAAAGCUAUGAAGCUGCAGAGACAAAAUGCAAGAGAUGAUGAUCUUGCAGAGCCUGUGAAAGUCCAGAAAGCUACUUGGAUGGCUGAUGGAACACACUGGCCUGGCACUUGGUUGCAUCCUGGGAUAGAGCACUCAAAAGGUGAUCAUGCUGGUAUCAUACAGGUGAUGUUGAAGCCUCCCAGUGAUGAACCAUUACAAGGCACUGCAGAUGAGACCAAGCUCAUUGAUCUCACUGAUGUGGAUAUCCGUCUUCCCUUGCUUGUCUAUGUUUCCCGUGAGAAACGGCCGGGAUAUGAUCACAACAAGAAGGCCGGGGCCAUGAAUGCUCUUGUCCGGGCCUCUGCGAUUAUGUCCAAUGGCCCCUUCAUCCUCAACCUCGAUUGUGACCACUACAUCUACAAUUCCCAGGCAAUGAGAGAAGGCAUGUGCUUCAUGAUGGACCGUGGUGGUGAUCGCCUUUGUUAUGUCCAAUUCCCCCAGAGGUUUGAGGGUAUUGACCCCUCUGAUCGAUAUGCCAACCAUAAUACUGUUUUCUUUGAUGUUAACAUGCGAGCCCUUGAUGGUCUUCAGGGUCCUGUAUAUGUGGGAACUGGAUGCCUUUUCCGCAGGAUUGCCCUCUAUGGCUUUGACCCACCUCGAUCAAAAGAACACACCUCUGGUUGCUGUAGCUGCUGUUCGGGCCGCAAACGGAAGGCAUCGGUUGCCAAUACCCCUGAAGAGAACCGGGCCCUUCGAAUGGGAGAUGAUGAUGAUGAUGAAAUGAACCUUGCUUUGUUUCCCAAAAAGUUUGGCAACUCUUCUAUCCUCGUGGAUUCAAUCCCAGUUGCAGAAUUCCAAGGUCGUCCCCUUGCUGAUCACCCAGCUGUGAAGAAUGGACGUCCACCAGGUGCUCUGACAAUCCCUCGUGAUCUUCUUGAUGCUUCUACCGUUGCAGAGGCAAUCAGUGUCAUCUCUUGCUGGUAUGAGGAUAAGACUGAGUGGGGCAACCGUGUUGGGUGGAUUUAUGGGUCUGUGACGGAAGACGUUGUAACAGGAUAUCGGAUGCACAACAGAGGAUGGAAAUCUGUUUAUUGUGUGACCAAGCGUGAUGCUUUCCGAGGCUCAGCCCCAAUCAAUCUCACUGAUCGGCUUCACCAGGUCCUCCGGUGGGCCACUGGUUCUGUUGAGAUAUUCUUCUCUCGUAAUAAUGCCCUUCUGGCCAGCUCGAAAAUGAAAUUUCUGCAGAGGAUUGCCUACCUCAACGUCGGGCUCUAUCCCUUCACCUCUAUCUUUCUCAUUGUUUACUGUUUCCUUCCAGCACUCUCCCUCUUCUCUGGCCAGUUCAUUGUGCAGACCCUCAAUGCUACAUUCCUUGUUCUGCUGCUGAUCAUCACUUUAACCCUUUGCAUGCUUGCCAUACUGGAGAUCAGGUGGUCAGGUAUUGAGCUAGAGGAAUGGUGGAGGAAUGAGCAGUUCUGGCUAAUUGGAGGCACAAGUGCUCACCUUGCUGCUGUACUUCAGGGGCUACUGAAAGUAAUUGCUGGGAUUGAGAUUUCAUUCACAUUGACAUCCAAGUCAGGUGGUGAUGACGUUGAUGAUGAAUAUGCUGACCUCUAUAUUGUCAAGUGGACAUCCCUUAUGAUUCCACCCAUCACAAUCAUUAUGGUGAACUUGAUCGCAAUCGCGGUUGGCUUCAGCAGGACCAUUUAUAGUACCAUACCACAAUGGAGCAAAUUGAUAGGUGGGGUUUUCUUCAGCUUCUGGGUCUUGGCACAUCUUUACCCUUUCGCCAAAGGUUUGAUGGGAAGAAGAGGAAGCACACCCACAAUCGUGUAUGUCUGGUCAGGCCUCAUUGCAAUCACCAUAUCCCUCCUCUGGGUGGCAAUCAGCCCACCUUCUGGCACCACUACCAUUGGAACGGGGUUCACAUUCCCUUGAUUCAUUAUUUUUAAAGGUAAAGCCUGCGUUCUCUAUUCUCUCCUUGAAAUUCUUUUCUUGACCAUUAGGUCAUGCUGGUUACUGCUAGGGUCCACCUGACCCGUUUGACUCUCCUGUGCAUCUUGAAUUACUACAUAUCUGGAGAUGAUUUGUCCCCAUAAUGGAGAUGGGGUGUGGAUACUACUACAUUGAACUUUAAGAGGAACAGAAAUUUUUGGUGGAUUUAUUUGUUUUCAGUGUUUCCCCAUUCAUUUGUAUUGAUUUAUACAGGGAGUGGGGAGGGGUGGGGGAGUACUUGAACAGUUCAUUGUUCCAUUCAUGUGUAAUAUCAGUAAACAUCAAUUAAAACUAAAGUUCUUUUGUUUUUUUGGUAA